Helicoverpa armigera (cotton bollworm) is the source of this 3067-nucleotide messenger RNA. RefSeq names its product G patch domain-containing protein 1 homolog. Gene Ontology annotation, molecular function: RNA binding. Bases 115 to 2700 code for a protein of 861 amino acids. NCBI's taxonomy places the organism in Eukaryota, Metazoa, Arthropoda, Insecta, Lepidoptera, Noctuidae. The record is from RefSeq and is a predicted model, not a curated record. Gene Ontology annotation, cellular component: nucleus. Gene Ontology annotation, biological process: mRNA processing. The transcript is spliced from 10 exons.
CUUUGACAGUGACAUUAAUAAAAUUCGGCAUAUUAUGCAUGAGUUCGGGUAUCUUUAUUUUAUGUUUAUCGCUACAUAACUAAUUAUUUUCAAAUACCAUCAAUAUCGGCUGCAAUGAGCGAUUCAGACGACGACAACUUAGUACGAUACGGUACGCAGUUGGAGCCCUACGAAGAAGAUGAAGUGCCAUCGAAGCGCAAGUUCCAACAGGCUCCGGACCAGUAUGCAGUGGACGAGCACGGGCGGAGACGGUUCCACGGGGCCUUCACCGGGGGCUUCUCGGCCGGCUUUGGGAACACUGUGGGCUCUCAGGAGGGAUGGACCCCGAGUAGCUUUAAAAGCUCCCGUUCGGAGAAGGCUAUGUUUUCUAAUCAACGGCCCGAAGAUUUCAUGGACGAAGAAGACCGCGGCGAGUUCGGCAUCGCCCCGCGCCACAUGGGCACACACAGCGAGUUCUCCGGACACAAGCGGCGCCGCGCUCACUACCACGACGGACCUAUACCUGGUGAGCCAGUACUCCAGCAACUGGUCAGGGCAGUUCACGAGACGGCCGCAGUGCGCAUGCUCCGCGCUAUGGGCUGGCGAGAGGGCCAGGGGACUGGCGAGAGACUGAGCAAGAGGGACAAGGCCAAAGCGAGGGACCAACACAAGGUCUACGGCUGUUAUAUACCGCCGGAUAUGAGACAGAACACAGACCAACAAGACGAAGAAUCACAAUCAAGUUCAGACUCCGAAUUUGAUUUCGACACUCUCUUCGCGCCAGACGACUAUGAGCCUUAUAUCUUACACCGCAAGAACGAUCGCUUCGGGCUCGGCUACUCGGGGCUCAGUCGACAUUCCGUGCUUGGGAACUUAGUGGGAGAGUAUGGAAGUGAGGCAGGAUCUUCUAGAAGUCAUUUGGUUAUGAAGGAUAAGGGGAAACGGGUAUCAAUCCGCGGCCAAGCGUUCGGCGUGGGCGCGUUCGAGGCUGAUGAUGAAGACAUAUACGGCACUGAAGACAUGUCACAUUACGACUUCGCUAUCGGAGGACCUGAUAAAGAUAGUACCAAGAAGAAGAGUGUGCAGGAUAAGAGUGGUCAUGUACUACAAGGUUUCGUGAAAGCUUCCAAGCCGUUACCCCCCGUACCUUCAUACCCUGCGCCGGCGCUGCCGCGAGACUACGUGCCCGCGGUAGCCGGCGCGAGAAGGUCCAGGUUCGAACCCACCUCGCACCAGCCUAGGGAUCAAGGACUAGGCCGCCACGAAUUAUCAGCAAAAGCCCGCGGCGAGUUACUCGGAGAAACACCCUUACCCACACCAACAAACACAGAACCUAUACAUACACCUUCACCCACACCCACACAGCCAAACGACGCGAUAACUAAACUCCUUGGACGAAACGUCAACUUUGUCACGUACACAGAUGAUAAACCACUAGACUACAUACCUAUUAAAGACUCUGGUAAAGACAUAGUAAAAGUUUUCAAGCCUUUUGCUGGCAACCCUGAGAAACAGAGAAGGUAUGAAGAAUAUGUGAAGAAUAAUGGCGUGGUGGGAGGAGGAGGGGAGAUGGAUAAGCUGCAGGAGUGGGAGAGAGAGAGGGAGUUGGUCGAGUUUGAGCAGGCGGCUAAGUUGUAUAAGCCUUUGAGCGGGAUUAUGGGGGAUAGAUUCACUCACGCAGCAGAGCCCGACGAAGCUCUAAAUCCCUUAUGUGCCGUGGCCAAGAGUUCUGCAAACCACGGCUUGGCCACCAAAGAACAGAUAGAGGCAGCUAAGCAAGGAGUAUACGGCCUCAUGACUCGCCAAGAGACGACUUGGCGACCUGAGUCUCUUGUGGCCAAGAGGUUCAAUGUGCCUGAGAUAGGUGGCGCUAGACCCGACCAGAAAAAGGAAGACCGUCCAAAGGUGUCGUACUCAAUAUUCUCAUACUUAGAGUCUUCAGUUCACGACAAGGACAGUUUCGCCAAAGAGCAGACCAAGUUCAGUGGCUCCAAAUCUUUGACCACCAGCAUUCUACCUAAAAACGACCCACCAGCUCAAAAAACUGAUCAGGUAAAUAAACAAACGGACCAAAAUACUGACCAAAGUAAAGGUUUGAAUAAACAAAGUGAUCAAACCCCAGGAUUCAGUAAAAGAAUGACAGUAGCAGAAUUGUUUUUAAAAGAAUCAGAAAAGACCAAAGAUCAAGGCGCAGAAGUGACAGAUACAAUAAAUCAAUUCGAUAAAAUGGACCUUUAUAAGUCUAUUUUCCUUAGCGAUAGUGAAGAGGAAAUUGAUAAUGAAGAUAAAAGUAAAAAUAAUGAAGCCAGUGACUUCAUAGAUAAGCCUAAAAACGUUGAAAGAAAUACGUCGCCGCCGCGCGGGAUUUUUGCUAAUAUAGACUUUGAUGAACUUAAUUCGUGGCGAAGAAAAGACGAUGUAACUAAACCUAAAGAAGAUUCGAGCAAAAAGGUUGAAAAUAUUUCUAAUAAAGUUGAAAAUACACAGUCUAAAGAUGAUGAAGCAAUGUACGGACCAAAAAUACCCGAAAAUCUACAAAAGAGGUUACAAUCUGAAACACAAAAUAAUGCAAAAGAAACUAUUGAUAUAAAUUCGUCAUCAAGUGAAGAUUCGUGGGUAGACAUCAAUGAAGUUAGUACUAAGAAACAUAAAAAGAAGAAAUCUAAAAAACACAAAUCUAAACAUAAGAAAAAGUCUAAAAGUAAGAAAAAGGAUAGAUAACCUAUCUCGAACUAUGGAGGUUGAGAUAUGAAAUAGUUUUAUAGGCUUAAGAUAAUUUGGCGGCUAAGCUGAUGAAAAUAGAUUUAAACAUCAAAAGAAUUAGCUUAGUGAAUGCUCAAGAAUUAUUGUUCACAACUUCACUUUUAUAAUAAGUGUAUUUAUUACUUUUAAUAAACGGGAAUAGCUCAAUUUAUUUCCUAGUGAAAUAAUAUUUUCUACGAAGUUGCCAUGAUAAAUCCCGAAUGUAUAUGUAUACUCUUAUUGCCACAUUAAAUCAACUUGUACAUAAAAAGUUUUGACUAUACUUCAAAAUAACUCAACUUUACAUUGUACAUACCAACUGAUCUUAUAAACUGAUUACAUCCGU